AUGGAUUUUCCCGUCGCUCCGAUGGACAGCAUCAAAACAAGCUUAGAGCUUCGAUCCAACGUGCUCAGGUUGCCCAUAUUCCCGGAUGAGGCGGCUAGCGCGGCGGCCCUAAUUGAAUUGAUUGGUGGGGCUGGUCGUGCGGAAAAGGAAUUAACCAACGGAUCUGGCGGGGCGGUGGUUGGAGGAUUUGGGCGCAGCUCAGCUGGGCAGUUCGGGGGUGGUGCUAUGUGCGGCGAGGAAACAAGUGUGGCUGCCGGCGGCCCUGCCGUGUCAAUGCAAACGCCGUUGACCAGGGCGGCGUUGAAGCACAUUUUGAUGGAGAUCAGGGCGCUGUGA
Molecule: messenger RNA, 336 nt
Organism: Triticum turgidum subsp. durum (durum wheat)
Lineage: Eukaryota; Viridiplantae; Streptophyta; Magnoliopsida; Poales; Poaceae
Source: the annotation of a GenBank genome assembly